Molecule: messenger RNA, 1882 nt
Organism: Carcharodon carcharias (great white shark)
Lineage: Eukaryota; Metazoa; Chordata; Chondrichthyes; Lamniformes; Lamnidae
Gene: pus1
Product: pseudouridine synthase 1
Exons: 6
Coding region: 107-1543 (478 amino acids)
Biological process (GO): mRNA pseudouridine synthesis; tRNA pseudouridine synthesis
Cellular component (GO): nucleus
Molecular function (GO): RNA binding; pseudouridine synthase activity
Source: RefSeq, a predicted model, not a curated record
GAUAAAUGUUGAGAGUCGCUACACGAGUGAAUCUCGCUACAUGUGUGAUUUGCUACACGAGUGACUCGCUACAUGUGUGAUUUGCUACACGAGUGAAUCUCGCUACAUGCUGCGCUGUGUGGGGCAGAGGUUGGCUACAUUGUAUCAGGGAGCGGUAGCGGUAGCGGCUGCGGGCCAGACAGGGACUGGGAGCUGCUGCUGCUGCUGCAGAGCGAUCGCCGCAGUCCCUCCGCUCCGGCCUUUGCCCGCUCCCUCCUCUCGGGCUGAAGCCGCGUUGCAGGAUCUGCUGCUGGAAGCUGCUGGAACAGAGGGCCAGGCCGGAGCUGGGAGGCAGCCGCAGGGAAGCAUGGCCACUACCGUACUCGAUGGCGGGGUGAACCAGACCGAGCUUAGGCCAAACCAGGAGGAGAAGAAACGGAAGCAAGCGGGCGGGGAGAACCAACAGGCCGUCAAAAAGCUGAAGGAAGAGGCCGAGGAGCAGAGCAAGAAGUGUCCGAAGAGGAAAGUGGUUCUGCUGCUGGCCUAUUCGGGGAAAGGUUACCAUGGGAUGCAGAGAAAUGUUGGAUCAUCCCAGUUUAAAACCAUUGAGGACGAGUUGGUGAAGGCACUGGUAAAGGCUGAGUGUAUUCCAGAGAAUCACGGAGAUGACAUGAGGAAAAUGUCCUUUCAGAGAUGUGCAAGAACAGACAAGGGUGUUUCUGCUGCUGGUCAAAUUGUCUCACUGAAACUCUGGCUCAUCGAUAACCUAGUGGAUAAGAUCAAUGAACAUCUACCACCGGGCAUUAAAAUAUUGGGACUGAAGAGGGUAACUGGGAGAUUCAACUCGAAGAACACCUGUGAUGCUAGGACAUACUUCUACAUGCUACCGACCUUCGCCUUUGCGCACAAAGAUCACGAUAGCCAAGAUAUGGGGUAUCGUCUCAGCAGUGAAGCGCUUAGCCAUGUCAACAGGUUGUUGGCCAGCUACAAAGGGACCCACAACUUCCACAACUUCACAUCCGGGAAGGGUCCAAGAGACCCCAGUGCCAAGCGAUACAUAAUGGAAAUGUAUUGUGAAGAGCCUUUUGUGAGGCAAGGCAUGGAAUUUGCUGUCCUGAAGGUCAAGGGGCAAAGUUUCAUGAUGCAUCAAAUAAGGAAGAUGAUUGGAUUAGUGAUUGCUGUAGUGAGAGGUUACGCUGCAGAGUCCAUAAUGGUUCGGAGCUGGGGUGAGGAGAAGGUUGAUGUCCCGAAGGCUCCUGGGCUGGGGCUUGUGUUGGACACCGUUCAUUUUGAGAAGUACAACAACCGUUUUGGUAAUGAUGGAGUUCAUGAGGCCUUGGAGUGGCAUGAUAUUGAGGAACAAAUUAUGGGAUUUAAAGAGGAUUAUAUCUAUCCUACCAUUGUUAAGACUGAAAUUGAGGAGCAGUCCAUGGCCAGUUGGCUGAGUACUUUACCAAUUCAUGACUUUAGCGCCACAGCAUCAGGAGAUCAGUUAAAUGAGAAUCACUCAGAGAAGAUGAGUGCAGACUUGGACGAAGGCAGUGAUGGGGGCGACUCUGACUGAGCUGGUGACUUGGGCUGGACGUUCGAGAACGAUUCUUAAGGCAGCUGGUGGGGAACUGAGGAUGAAGAAAACUGGACAACUGACGUUUCUCCUCUCGGGUGUUUGUACAAGGCGCAUGAAUAGGCUACUCUGGAACGUGAGAAGGGACCCCGAGUCGUUGAGAUUUUUAGAAAAAAAAGUUUAAUCAUUUUUUUUUUUAAGAAAAAGACAAUUUACUUUGUGGUGUACCUCUUCCCUUGGUUUUUUUUUUGUUUUUAAUCAUUGCUCAGAUGGAGGUUUAAAGGAACAAUAAGAUUGGAGGAGUUUGUUUCCUAUUAAAUGUUUUGUUUGUUACAUUCU